Molecule: messenger RNA, 2418 nt
Organism: Wyeomyia smithii (pitcher-plant mosquito)
Lineage: Eukaryota; Metazoa; Arthropoda; Insecta; Diptera; Culicidae
Gene: Cpsf73
Product: cleavage and polyadenylation specificity factor 73
Exons: 4
Coding region: 240-2303 (687 amino acids)
Biological process (GO): mRNA 3'-end processing by stem-loop binding and cleavage
Cellular component (GO): mRNA cleavage and polyadenylation specificity factor complex
Molecular function (GO): RNA endonuclease activity; RNA binding; 5'-3' exonuclease activity
Source: RefSeq, a predicted model, not a curated record
AUCUUGAGAAGCUGAUGUUUUUUUUUGCCGGAUCUGCUAGUGUAUCCAGUGUAUCCAUUUGCUUAUUCCGCCGCAGAUUGCAGUAUACGUUCGUCGUAAAGCCUCCAGAAGCUCCAAUUUCAGUCUAACACAGGUCAAGUGAUCCAUUUAAACAUUAGUUCUAGUGGUGAAGCGAAAAUCCAGUGAAUGAAUCGAAUAAGUUAAUUUUCCAAUCGCAAAAAAAAAACUAUCUUCACAAGAUGGCAAACAAGAGGAAAGCAGACGGGCAAUUGCCGGCCGAAGAAAAUGAUCUGCUACUGAUUCGACCGUUAGGUGCCGGUCAGGAGGUGGGGCGGUCAUGCAUUAUGCUCGAGUUUAAGGGUAAAAAAAUUAUGCUGGACUGCGGCAUCCAUCCGGGCUUGUCGGGUAUGGAUGCACUUCCGUUCGUUGAUCUAAUCGAGGCGGAUGAGGUCGAUCUGCUGUUUAUAUCGCAUUUCCAUCUGGAUCAUUGUGGGGCGCUACCGUGGUUUUUGCAGAAGACUAGCUUUAAGGGUCGCUGCUUUAUGACCCAUGCGACGAAAGCAAUCUAUCGUUGGAUGUUGUCUGAUUACAUAAAAGUCAGUAAUAUCAGCACCGAACAGAUGUUGUACACCGAGGCGGAUCUUGAGGCCAGCAUGGAGAAGAUUGAGACGAUCAACUUCCACGAAGAGCGUGACGUUAUGGGCGUCCGGUUCUGGGCUUACAAUGCUGGCCACGUACUCGGGGCGGCAAUGUUUAUGAUUGAAAUUGCGGGUGUUAAAAUUCUAUACACAGGUGACUUUUCGCGGCAAGAAGACCGGCAUCUAAUGGCUGCCGAAAUACCGGCUAUGAAACCGGACGUUUUGAUUACGGAAUCCACCUACGGAACACAUAUUCACGAGAAGCGAGAAGAUCGUGAGAAUCGAUUCACCUCGCUUGUGCAGAAGAUUGUCCAACAAGGAGGUCGAUGUUUGAUUCCAGUUUUCGCGCUGGGUCGCGCACAAGAGUUGCUGUUAAUUUUGGAUGAAUAUUGGAGCCAGAAUCCAGAACUGCAGGAAAUUCCCAUCUACUAUGCGUCUUCGCUGGCGAAAAAGUGCAUGGCUGUGUACCAGACUUACAUAAAUGCCAUGAACGAUAAGAUUCGGAGGCAAAUAGCAGUGAACAAUCCGUUCGUUUUUCGCCACAUCUCGAAUCUGAAAGGAAUCGAUCACUUCGAGGACAUUGGACCGUGCGUUGUGAUGGCUUCGCCCGGUAUGAUGCAAAGUGGACUCUCCCGGGAGCUAUUUGAAACGUGGUGUUCCGAUCCGAAGAACGGUGUCAUUAUUGCCGGCUACUGCGUCGAGGGAACGCUGGCAAAAACGAUACUUUCCGAGCCAGAGGAAAUUACCAGCAUGUCGGGACAGAAAUUACCACUGAACAUGUCCGUGGAUUACAUUUCCUUCUCCGCGCACACAGAUUAUCAACAAACAAGUGAGUUUAUUCGGUUGCUCAAGCCAACGCACGUUAUUCUGGUACAUGGGGAACAAAACGAGAUGAGCAGACUGAAGUCCGCCUUGCAACGCGAGUAUGAGAACGAUCCAAACGCUAACAUUACCCUGUACAAUCCUCGAAAUACCCACGCUGUGGAGUUGUACUUCCGGGGUGAAAAGACUGCUAAAGUGAUGGGAACGCUGGCUGUCAAAACGCCAGAGGAAGGACAGAAGCUUUCUGGAGUUCUGGUUAAACGAGACUUCAAGUAUCAUCUUUUGGCCGCAUCUGAUUUGUCGAAAUACACGGAUAUGAGCAUGUCGGUGGUGACACAGCGCCAGAGUAUCCACUGGCAGGGUUCGAUUGCCAGUCUGAAGCUGCUGUUAGAACGAAUCGGAGGGCCUGGAACAGUUACAACAGAUGCGGCGGAAAAUGAAAAAAAGUUCCGCGUCUUCGACUGCAUUGACCUAACAUUCGACGGUAAGAUUGUGAUCAUGGAGUGGCAGGCGACGCCGGUAAACGACAUGUACGCCGACACGGUGCUGGCUAGUUUACUGCAGUCAGAACUGGCCGGUAGCACGGUGAAAGGAGCUACGGCCAGCAAACCGGACAAGAUGCAUUUCAAAGAGUGUCUGAUCGAAACACUACAGGAUAUGUUUGGGGAAAGUUCGGUUCCAAAGUUGUUCAAGGGUGACAGCUUGAGUGUGACCGUGCACGGGAAAUUGGUGGAGAUAAAUCUGAGCACAUUGGAGGUAACUUGCGAACAAGAUGAAACCCUUUAUCAGACGGUGAAAACGACCGUAAACAAGCUUCAUCAAAACCUGGUGCAAGUAUCCUAAGGAUGCUAUGCUAUGCAUACAAAAUAAUCUCGCGUACGUUUACCCAUUCAUUAUUGAUUUACAAUAAAAAAUAUUCUUGUUUCAAGGGAGCGCUAAGCUUUCCAUAAUACUUUAA